Acanthocheilonema viteae is the source of this 663-nucleotide messenger RNA. The record is from the annotation of a GenBank genome assembly. NCBI's taxonomy places the organism in Eukaryota, Metazoa, Nematoda, Chromadorea, Rhabditida, Onchocercidae.
AUGUGGUUAGCAACUUUGUUACUUAUCCUUGCCGCAUUUCAAUUUUACACCUUUUUUAAUGUUAUCAAAUGUUGCUUGUAUUUACAGGAAUAUCAAAAAGAACGAUUACGGCGAAUUGGACAAUUUGAGGAAUGCAGCAAAAGAGUGCGAGAUGCAAAGAAAAACGGUCUUUGGCGAUAUACAAGUUGGGGUGGUGGCUUCCAGCAGUAUGUCGGUGAACACGACAGUAAUAAUCAUAAGUUGAAAAAACGCAAUAAGCCGCCCGGACAUGUUCAAUGGAAUUUGCAAGCAAAUAUUGAAUUGGCUGAGUCAAAAAAUACACCGAAUCCUAUGGAAACAACGAAGCAAUUAAAAAAGAUAAAAGAUGAUAAAAAAGUUCGAAAUAUUAGUGUAGGCUCAAAUUAUCACGAUGAAGACAAGCGUAGAACCACUGGUCUUGUGUUAUCUCCGAUAAACAAGGAAAGAGUUGACAAACAACUCCUGACAGCUGUACCGAUGCAACCGGUAAAGCCUAACGUUAGAACCAUUUCUGGAAUAAUGAAAGCUGCUACUUCUGCCACAAUUACUGUUCCAACCAAAGGGAAAGAAUCUCCCGGUGAUGCUAUCCCUGUAUUGCUUAAUCCUGUCGAACAAUAUAAAAACACAGAAAAAAAGUACGCUUAA